Molecule: messenger RNA, 3015 nt
Organism: Hemibagrus wyckioides
Lineage: Eukaryota; Metazoa; Chordata; Actinopteri; Siluriformes; Bagridae
Gene: gpc4
Product: glypican 4
Exons: 9
Coding region: 586-2247 (553 amino acids)
Biological process (GO): cell migration; regulation of protein localization to membrane; regulation of signal transduction
Cellular component (GO): plasma membrane; extracellular region; synapse
Molecular function (GO): protein binding
Source: RefSeq, a predicted model, not a curated record
GACGUCGUGCCGCGCGCGCGCAGGCAACGCUCGAGCACACGACGAGUGACUCCAGCCUUGAAGCGUCCCGUCUUGAAUACUACGCGGAGCUCGGAAGGGAAAAAAAAAAAACAAAAACAACUUCUCACACAAACUUUAAAUCCUUUCACGACUAUUCUCUUCAGACGGAAUCAAAAUCCGAGUGGAUACCUUCCAGCGAAAACAUUUUUCGAAGCCGUUUUUAAUACGAGUUGAGUGUUUUUAACCGUGUGCUCGCGGCGGCGCGGGGCUCUCUGGCAACUGGCUUUUUCACGCAAAAGUUUGACCUCGCGAGACUGCCGAUAGAAACCAAGUCUUUUACAAACAAAUUUUAUUGUUUUAAUUUUUCCCUGUAGUUGUUUUUAUCUUUAACAAACUUUUUUAAGCCGAAACUCCAAGUCCGUCGAGUCGCUAAAACUUAAUCUGCCUUUACAGUGAAAUCAGUGAGACGGCGCAUCUCCAUGUGGAAAUCCGACGCGGCUCUCGAAGAUACAUUUUAACCGAGGAGAAAUUGUAUUUUUGUGAUCGGUUGUGUUUUCUUCAAGCAUUUGGCAGCUGGACACAACGAUGAAGGCGAUUGUUGCGCUUGCAGUUUGUGUAUCCGCAGUGAUUUUUGUCUCUGCCAGCCCGAGUGAACAGAAGUCAAAGAACUGCAAUGAAGUCCGAACAGCGUACAGCUCCAAGGGCUUCAACAGUAACGACGUUCCCAACAAAGGAGUGUAUGAAGCCGAUCUGAAGGUGUGCCCUCAAGGCUUCUCGUGCUGCACUCUGGAGAUGGAGGAGAAGCUGAGUCAGCAGAGUCGCUCGGACCUGAAGGCCCCAAUCUCCCAGCUGAGCUCCAACCUGCAGACCACCUUCACGCAGAGACACCAACAUUUUGACCAGUUCUUCAAAGAGCUGCUCGACAAUGCAGAGAAGUCAUUGCACGACAUGUUCGUGCUCACCUACGGAGUGAUGUAUGUGAAGAACGCCGAGCUCUUCAAGCACUUUUUCCGUGACUUGCGGCUCUACUACAUAUCAGGCAGCUCUGUCGUGCACCUCGAUAACAUGCUGUCGGAGUUCUGGGCCGAACUACUUGAGCGGAUGUUCCGCCUGGUCAAUGCACAGUACGAGUUCAGCGACGCAUACAUGGAAUGUGUGAGUCGGCAUACAGAGGAGCUAAUGCCAUUCGGCGAUGUGCCGCGCAAGCUGAGACUGCAGCUGAGCAGAGCUUUCAUUGCUGCCCGCACCUUCACCCUUGGCCUGGCUCUCAUACCUGAGGUGGUCAGCAAAGUCUCCACGGUGAGUGCCUCUCCAAGCUGCGUGCGUGCUGCUAUGAAGAUGCUGUACUGCCCAUACUGCACAGGUCAAGUGGCCCUGAAGCCCUGUAAAAACUACUGCCUCAACGUAAUGCGUGGCUGCCUGGCCAACCAAGCCGACCUCGACACGGAGUGGAACAACUUUCUGGAUGCCAUGCUGAGUCUGGUUGAGAGACUGGAGGGACCAUUUAACUUUGAGUCAGUAAUAGACCCCAUUGAUGUGAAGAUCUCUGAAGCAAUCAUGAACAUGCAGGAGAACAGCAUGCAAAUCUCACAGAAGGUAUUCCAGGGUUGCGGGCAGCCAAAAAAAGAACUGCGCUCCAGGCGUUCUACAAAAGACUCAGGAUUCCCUGGUCGCUUCCGGCCAUACAGCCCAGAUGCCAGACCCACCACUGCAGCUGGCACCAACAUGGAUAGACUGGUGGCCGAUGUGAAGAAGAAGCUAAAGCAUGCCAAAAAGUUUUGGUCUACUUUACCAGAGACAGUCUGUGUUGGAGACAGGGUCACCCAGGGGGAUGAGUGCUGGAAUGGCACAGCCAAGAGCAGGUACGAGUCUGUGGUCUUGGGCAACGGCUUAGCCAAUCAGGUCUCCAAUCCACAUGUGGAAGUGGACAUCACCAAACCGGACAUGGUGAUACGCAAACAGAUUGCUGUGCUGAAGGAAAUGACCGUAUGGCUGAAAGCAGCACACAGUGGAAACGACAUCACGUAUGACACCGAGGAUGGCAGUGGAGAGGGUAGCGGCAGUGGCUGUGAUUCAUCCUCCUGUGACAACGACACAGACAUGUACUUCUCCACAGCAACACCUAAGAAAGUGCGCAAAAUUCCAAAUGUCGGGAGUUCCUCCAGCGGUGUGCGGCUGGCACCGUACAGCCUGGUGCUGACCCUUGCAGGUGCUGCUCUGACCCUCCUGAUCUCCCGCACCAGAUAAGAGCGCUUCAGAGGCGAAGGAUGAGCAUUAUUGCAGAGAAGAAACUGUCUUUUUUUUAAAAAAAAAAAAACAAAAAACAAAAAAACAAACCAAGAAAAGAGGAUGCCUUUAAGACUAUGGUAUGUCUGCCAUCUAGGAAAGACUCUCAAGUUAUUAAUACUCAAAUAACGUCACCCUAAUAUUUUUUUGUUCCUUUUUAAUACGAAUGGACUCUCAUGUACAUGGGAUUCUGAACCAGAAACACCUCCCUUUCGUACCAUUUUUCCUGGACUUUGCUUCCCAAAGUCAUUAUCAGUGUUUACAGUAGCACAUGGAUAUAUAUUCUUUUUUUUGUUUGUUUUUUUCCAAAAGGAGCUUUACAGGCUGAGAUUUGCUCUAUAUUUAGGUGUGUGUGUGUGUGUGUGUGUGUGUACGAGAGAGUAAGAGCUGGUGUGAAUGACUUUUUUCCUUUUUGUUUGUUUGUUUGAGAGAGCCUUUCCUAAGAUAGCUUAUUAAUUAAUUCCUAUACCAUGUUUAGACUGAGUGAAGCAAAAUGUAGCAGGUACACAAUCACCAGUUAAACACCUGUUAUGUGUGUAUGCUUCUGAGUGCCAGCGUGUGUGACAUAGAUGUCGAGAAACCUUAAGCGCACCAAGCGUUUCAGUUAAUAAUGUUAAAAGAUGAGGGCCAAGCCGCGAAAUAUGGUACAGAGUCAAAAAUGGCUAGCAUGUGCAGAUUUAAAGGGUCCUUUUUUAAAAAAAAAAAAAACAAAACAAAAAAAAAAACAAA